AUGGCUGCUGGUACAAUGCCGCAGCCUGCUCCCAACAUCAACCGCAAGACCGCAGCGUCGAAACCCUCCGAUUACUGGCUGCGAAUUCCUCAAAAGCUUUCUUCUUUUGCAUCUGCCAGCCCAAUUCACACUGUCGUUCUGAUCUCCUUGCUUGUGAGCUCGGCGUAUGUGGCCCUGCUGGAGAACAGUCUACGUGAUCCUUUGGUGACAAGGCAUGCGGCGAGGGCGUCAUGGCCAGGGCCAACGCGCAACCUGUAUGCUGGUCCAAACACGAAAUGGCAUUGGGAAGAGAAAGGUCUAGGAGCGGAAGAUGUCGGUGACCAUUGUACCCUGAUCACCCUGGAGUUCCAAGGUUAUUCAGCCGACAUUCCCAUCAUUCACAGCGACGAGCGCCUCUCCGUCGUGCCGAUCGAGCCGCUGCUUCAGAAUAUCGAAUUCGUACCCGUCCCAUCUCGCUCAUACCCCGCUGCCAGUCCCGAACGUCGAAGGUUCAGCAUACAAUACCAAGCAACAGCGCAGCAAAAGAUGGGCUCCCAAGGCUCGGAACAGUCAGCUUACAACGGACUCCUGGGAGUGAUUGGCAACCAGUGGUCGGAGCUUGUCUUCUUGUUUCAUCACGCGUCAUGGGCCGAUGUCGCCAUGAUGGCCGUCGCAUACAUCUCCAUGCACUUGACUUUCGCUUCACUGUUCAUGAGCAUGUAUCGGCUUGGCUCGCGGGUCUGGCUUUUUACCGGUGUUCUGCUGUCGUCGACCUUUGCUUUCGUCUUCGCUCUGGUCACGGUGGUCAAGCUUGGUGUGCCCAUUGACCUUGCUCUCCUGUCCGAAGGGCUUCCUUUCCUUGUUGUUAUCAUUGGGUUCGAGAAUCCCGUCAGGCUCACCCAAGCUGUGCUGCAUAAUGCCGACAGGAUUCCUCGGGUGCCAGACCAGGGGCAGAUAGUUGUACCAUCCCCGUUCCAUACUCAUAUCGAACAGGCCCUUGCCGACGACGCACUCUCGAUUGUCAAGCACUAUGCCCUAGAAAUCGCGGUUCUCCUCUCCGGCGCGUUGCUGGGAACCGAUAAUCCCGUCCGGGAGUUCUGCCUUCUUUCCGCGUGCAUCCUCUUCUUCGACUGUAUAUUGUUGUUUUCGUUUUACACGGCCAUCCUAUGCAUCAAGUUAGAGAUCACCCGCACUCAGACCGUUGACGCCUCGAGUCAUCCUGAGCCUGGCAGCAACUUGUCGGCGUCAGUGACGUCAAUACACAGAUCAAGGCGCACCCGGACGGAUAUCCGCAGUUUCAAGCUGGCUAUGGUGGCCACCUUGAUUCUGGUCAAUGUCCUCAACGUCAGCAUGAUCCCGUUCCGUAUGCGAACUGCUGGCGUCGACGGCGCGCCUCGUCUUUCGCCAUGGACACUUUGGUCUGACUCCCAUUUGUCGCCCACAUUGGAUGGUAUCUUGGAUGAGGCUAGGGUCAAUGGCCGGUCCACACUUAUCGCAGUCCACGAGCCCAUUCGCCUGGAACUGCAGAGUCUCUCCCCGCCUGACCUGCGAGGUGACGGCGACGGUAUACUCUCCGACAUUGGACGCAGCAGCCUACUGAGAAGCCUCGAAGAUCCGGUCAUCGUGAAGGGCAUCGUCGCCGCGUUGCUUGUCAGUCUCGUUCUCAAUGGCAAACUCUUUACCGCCGCUCGAACUCGGCGAGGGUCCCGACGCAUCCCUCCUUCGAAUCCCCACCACUUGCCAUCCUCAACGACGCCUGUUUCCCAGGAAGAGCGACCACGGAAACUGGAUCAAUCGGAGACCCAGUCAGUUGUGGUCCACAGUUCGAUUUUACCAGCACUGGUCCGGUCCGACAAAGAGUGCCACCAGCUUCUUAUUGAAGGCCGUGCUAAUGAGCUCACGGAUGACGAGGUUGUCAAUCUCUCAUUAAACGGACGACUUCCUCUCCACGCCCUCGAAAAGACCCUGAAGGAUUUCACCCGCGCGGUCAAGCUUCGCCGCAGUAUCAUUUCGCAUACAGCAGUUACAGCAGAUCUGACGAAGGACCUUGAAAGACCCGAACUCCCUUAUGAGAGCUACGACUGGUCCCGCGUCUUCGGUGUCUGUUGUGAGAAUGUGGUCGGAUACAUGCCGGUUCCAGUGGGCUUUGCAGGCCCGCUUGUCAUUGACGGCAAGAGCUACUUCCUCCCGAUGGCCACGACGGAGGGUGUGCUCGUUGCUGGGGUUAUGCGUGGGAGCAAAGCCCUGAACGGUGGGAGCGGCGUGAAGACGGUGGUUACUGCUGAUGGAAUGACGCGCGGCCCUUGCGUGACGUUCGAGAGCCUGGAACGAACAGCGGAAGCGAAGGAGUGGCUAGACUCGGUUGCUGGCCAAGAUGUCAUGAAGGCAGCAUUCGAUUCGACGACGCGGUACGGUCGGCUACAGUCUAUGAAGACAGCCCUGGCCGGUACGAACCUGUACAUCCGCUUUAAAGCCAGCACCGGCGAUGCCAUGGGCAUGAACAUGAUCUCCAAAGGAGUGGAGCAUGCGUUGAAUGUAAUGCGGGAGCACGGGUUUGAGGAUAUGGACGUCGUCUCGCUCAGUGCCAACUACUGCAGCGACAAGAAGCCUGCUGCGAUCAACUGGGUGGACGGUCGGGGCAAGAGCGUCGUCGCACAGGCAACCAUCCCAGCAGAGAUCGUUCGCAGUGUCCUGAAGUCGGAUGUCGACGCCAUGGUAGCACUGAAUAUGGACAAGAACCUCAUCGGGUCCGCGAUGGCAGGCUCAGUCGGCGGAUUCAACGCCCAUGCUGCCAACAUUGUUGCUGCCAUGUACAUUGCGACCGGCCAGGACCCAGCCCAGGUCGUCGAGAGUGCCAACUGCAUCACCAUCAUGAAGAACGUCGGCGGUUCCCUCCAGAUCUCCGUCUCGAUGCCGUCGAUCGAAGUCGGGACCAUCGGUGGAGGAACAACCCUAGGCCCUCAACGCGCCAUGCUCGACGUCCUCGGGGUCGGCGGAGCGAAUAAGGAACAUCCGGGCGAGAACUCUCGCCAUCUGGCGCGCAUCAUCGCCGCAGCCACGCUGGCCGGGGAAUUGUCGCUUUGCGCUGCGCUGGCUGCGGGUCACUUGGUCAAGGCGCACAUGCAGCACAACCGGGCCAGUUAG
Messenger RNA from Aspergillus mulundensis, 3123 nucleotides. RefSeq lists its product as uncharacterized. Gene Ontology annotation, cellular component: endoplasmic reticulum membrane; peroxisomal membrane. Gene Ontology annotation, molecular function: protein binding; hydroxymethylglutaryl-CoA reductase (NADPH) activity. The transcript has 3 exons. Lineage: Eukaryota; Fungi; Ascomycota; Eurotiomycetes; Eurotiales; Aspergillaceae. Bases 1 to 3123 code for a protein of 1040 amino acids. Gene Ontology annotation, biological process: isoprenoid biosynthetic process; coenzyme A metabolic process; ergosterol biosynthetic process. The record is from RefSeq and is a predicted model, not a curated record.